AUGAGCACAUCAACCACCAAUGACAGCGCUACCACUACUGCUGCAAUGAGGCAGAAACUUACAUCAGAUUUCAGUGAAGCAGUCUGGUCCGAUAAGCCCAUCUCGAAAGACUUGAAUGUCGUGCUCAAUUCGAAAGCCAAUGAUGACGCAUACAUCAACGAUAUGAAAUCCGCCUGGUCUAGUAUCAACGCGAAGGACGAGGAUGGCAGAGACCCUACUAGGAAAGGACGAAAAGUGCGAUAUCAGUCCUUCUUGUCUACUGCAAUGGGUGAAGAAAGAAAUGAUAAUACUCGGGGGACCAAAAGCUUCUAUUUUUCAAGUAAAUAUGCCAACUUCAAAGGGAUGUACACCGAUCAGAAAGGCUUCCAGAGUAUAGUCAAGAGUACAAUGGCGCUCAAAGAUGAUGGCACAGAGCCCACUAUAGAUGAGAUGAGAUCAAGAUGGAAGAACAGUGCCAAUUCCAUCGCGAGCUUAGUGGAGACUUCGGCAAUAUUCAGAUCGGAAGUUGACAAAUUCACCCAAGGAACAGAUGAUGAUAGUACACCUAGAAACUCACGCAAAGGUCAACCUCCCAUGAGGAAGAAUCACAAAAAGAAGCAAGAUUUAUGGAAUCAACUUGUGGCCAGAGCCGAAAAGGAGAAAGCCGCCAAAUCUAUCUCUGAAUAUACCGUCAGUGCGCCAGAAACCACUUCCGUUACUGCCCAAACCCAGGGUAAGACCUUGGAAGGUAUGUCACAGUCCGAUAAGCAAGCUAUCUGGAAAGACGUCAUAUCUAGAUUCAGUAAAAAUAUCACUGAAAACCCAUCCUCAUUCUCCGAUGGUGAAUCGACUAGUGAGAUUGCGAAUGACACUGUCACUCAAUCUACUAAUGGUGUCGCAAACAGUGUCGCCACCACUAGCAUGGCUAGUACCAGAGCUUAG
Messenger RNA from Kwoniella shivajii, 921 nucleotides. RefSeq lists its product as uncharacterized. The record is from RefSeq and is a predicted model, not a curated record. The coding region runs from base 1 to 921 and encodes 306 amino acids. NCBI's taxonomy places the organism in Eukaryota, Fungi, Basidiomycota, Tremellomycetes, Tremellales, Cryptococcaceae. The transcript has 2 exons.